GAAGGCUCCGCCUCUUCGGGCUCUGGGGCCGCCCAAUAAAGAGAACUGUGGCCAGACCAGCUGCUCGUACCUUGCACUACCCUGGGCUCCGCUCCCACUCUUGCUCCCGGCAGUUCUUCUUUCACAGCCCGGCGGCUCAACGCCCCUUUGCGCCGGGUGUGCCAGUCUGCCAAUCCGUCUACCUGCUUGCCAAUCUUGGCCUGAUCCGGAGCUGGGAACAGCAGGUGAGGCUCAGAGCCGCAAGGGGAUGUCAGAGAUUAUAUCAAUGCCACCAGGCGGGAAAGGGUUCUGAGCCGGCACCGGCACUGGCACCAGAACCACAGCCGCUGGACUCGGAGCUGUCAGCGGAGGACAGGUGGUUGCUGUCAGCGACUGUCUCUGCCUCCGGUUAUUGUCAGCGCAUCUCGGGGAACCCUCGGUGUCCGGCUGCAGGAUGGCGUUUAAGGCGAGGGGAACGCGGCUUACACUUGGUUUCCCUGCCUGGGGACUCUUGUUUUUGGCCCUUUGGAUGCUACCGAGGGUUCUAGGUUCUGAAGAGAUACCGGGGCACAACAGCCACGCAAAAGAGGGCUUCCAGAUUGUCACUUUCAAAUGGAGUCAUGUUCAGGACCCCUACAUCAUAGCACUCUGGAUUCUCGUGGCUAGCCUCGCCAAGAUCGUUUUUCACCUGUCUCACAAAGUCACCAGUGUUGUUCCAGAAAGUGCUUUGCUCAUCGUUCUUGGCCUUAUCCUGGGAGGGAUUGUGUGGGCUGCAGACCAUAUUGCUUCCUUCACCCUCACACCAACGGUAUUCUUCUUCUACCUGUUGCCGCCCAUUGUAUUAGAUGCUGGGUAUUUUAUGCCAAACCGCCUGUUCUUUGGAAACCUUGGAACCAUCCUUUUAUAUGCUGUUAUUGGAACUGUGUGGAAUGCUGCUACAACUGGCUUAUCACUUUAUGGAGUCUACCUUAGUGGCAUCAUGGGAGAGCUCAGUAUUGGAUUGCUGGAGUUCCUCUUGUUUGGCAGUUUAAUAGCUGCAGUGGACCCUGUGGCUGUCCUGGCCGUUUUUGAAGAAGUUCAUGUCAAUGAUGUCCUCUUUAUCAUCGUUUUUGGGGAGUCACUGCUGAAUGAUGCUGUCACUGUGGUCCUGUACAAUGUUUUUGAUUCUUUUGUGUCACUGGGUGCUGACAAAGUGACAGGAGUGGACUGUGUGAAAGGCAUAGUGUCUUUCUUCGUGGUGAGCUUGGGAGGCACACUCAUUGGAAUUAUCUUCGCCUUCCUUCUCUCUCUGGUGACUCGUUUCACCAAACAUGUCCGGAUCAUUGAGCCAGGAUUUGUGUUCAUCAUCUCCUACUUGUCCUACCUCACCUCUGAAAUGCUUUCCCUCUCAGCCAUUCUUGCGAUUACUUUCUGUGGCAUAUGCUGUCAAAAAUAUGUGAAAGCUAACAUUUCUGAGCAGUCAGCUACCACAGUGAGAUAUACCAUGAAGAUGUUGGCAAGUGGAGCAGAAACAAUCAUCUUCAUGUUCCUGGGAAUUUCUGCUGUAGAUCCUUCCAUUUGGACUUGGAACACAGCAUUCAUACUCCUGACAUUAGUCUUCAUUUCUGUCUACAGAGCCAUUGGUGUGGUUUUACAAACAUGGCUUUUGAAUAAGUAUCGGAUGGUCCAGCUGGAGAUAAUAGACCAAGUAGUCAUGUCGUAUGGGGGUCUCCGGGGGGCUGUUGCUUAUGCUCUGGUCGUUCUUUUGGAUGAAAAGAAAGUAAAGGCGAAAAAUCUCUUUGUGAGCACCACCAUCAUUGUGGUAUUCUUUACUGUCAUCUUCCAGGGCCUAACCAUCAAACCCCUGGUACAAUGGCUGAAGGUGAAGAAGAGUGAGCACCGAGAGCCAAAGCUCAAUGAAAAGCUUCAUGGCAGAGCUUUUGAUCAUAUUCUGUCUGCCAUUGAAGACAUAUCUGGACAAAUAGGACACAAUUACUUAAGAGACAAGUGGUCCAAUUUCGAUAGAAAAGUCCUAAGUAAAUUACUGAUGAGAAGAUCAGCCCAAAAGUCCAGAGACCGGAUUCUGAAUGUUUUCCACGAGCUCAACCUGAAGGAUGCUAUUAGCUAUGUGGCUGAGGGAGAGAGAAGAGGGUCUCUGGCAUUUAUCCGUUCACCCAGUACUGACAACAUUGUCAAUGUGGACUUCAGCACCCCUCGUCCAUCUACCGUAGAAGCCUCAGUCUCUUAUUUAUUGAGAGAAAAUGUCAGCACUGUUUGCCUAGACAUGCAGGCUUUGGAGCAGAGGAGAAAGAGUAUUCGGGAUACAGAAGACACUGUCACUCACCAUACUUUGCAACAGUACCUCUAUAAACCCAGACAAGAGUACAAACAUCUCUACAGCCGGCAUGAGUUAACGUCAAAUGAAGAUGAAAAACAAGACAAAGAAAUUUUCCAUAGAACAAUGAGGAAGCGCUUAGAGUCUUUUAAAUCUACCAAACUUGGAAUAAACCAAACCAAAAAGACUGCCAAACUCUACAAGAGAGAACGUGGCCAAAAGAGGAGAAACAGUAGCAUACCAAAUGGAAAAAUACCAAUGGAAAGCCCAACUCAUGAUUUUGCUUUUAAAGAGAAAGAACUGGAAUUUUCAGACCCUGAAGAGACUAAUGAGUAUGAAUCUGAGCAGAUGAGUGGUGGAAUUGAAUUUCUAGCCAGUGUUACUCAAGAUACAGCCACAGAUUCAACCACAGGAAUUGAUAACCCUGUUUUUUCAACGGAAGAGGACCAGAGCAUCUUUACAAAGGUGCCGCCAUGGUUGUCUUCUGAGGAGACAGUGGUGCCAUCACAAAGGGCUCGCGUGCAGAUUCCCUACUCUCCCAGCAACUUCAGACGUCUCACGCCAAUCCGGCUCAGCACUAAGUCAGUCGAUUCCUUUUUGCUAGCUGACAGUCCAGAGGAGCGGCCUCGGUCUUUCCUUCCAGAAUCUACACAUAUGUAA
Molecule: messenger RNA, 2953 nt
Organism: Antechinus flavipes (yellow-footed antechinus)
Lineage: Eukaryota; Metazoa; Chordata; Mammalia; Dasyuromorphia; Dasyuridae
Gene: SLC9A3
Product: solute carrier family 9 member A3
Exons: 16
Coding region: 434-2953 (839 amino acids)
Biological process (GO): proton transmembrane transport; regulation of pH; sodium ion transport
Cellular component (GO): apical plasma membrane; brush border membrane
Molecular function (GO): sodium:proton antiporter activity
Source: RefSeq, a predicted model, not a curated record